AUGGGUGCCGACGACGAGCCCAAGACCUACCGUUACAACGAAAAGCCUGUCUACACCACAUCCAAUGGCUGUCCGGUCUUCGACCCGGAAGCCUCCCAGCGAGUUGGUCCUAAUGGACCUCUCCUGCUGCAGGACUUCCACUUGAUCGACUUGCUUGCCCACUUCGACAGAGAACGGAUCCCUGAGCGUGUCGUCCACGCUAAGGGCGCUGGAGCAUACGGUGAAUUCGAGGUGACCGACGAUAUCAGCGACAUUACUGUCAUUGAUAUGCUCAAGGGUGUGGGCAAGAAGACGAAGCUCGUCACGCGUUUCUCCACCGUCGGUGGUGAGAAGGGUUCUGCUGACAGCGCUCGUGACCCCCGUGGAUUCGCCAUCAAAUUCUACACGGAGGAGGGCAACUGGGACUGGGUGUUCAACAACACCCCUGUCUUCUUCCUUCGCGACCCAGCCAAGUUCCCUCUUUUCAUCCACACGCAGAAGAGAAACCCUCAGACCAACCUCAAAGAUGCGACUAUGUUCUGGGACUACCUGUCCACCCACCAGGAGUCUGCUCACCAGGUGAUGCACCUCUUCAGCGACCGUGGCACUCCUUAUUCCUACCGCCACAUGAACGGUUACUCAGGCCACACGUACAAGUGGAUCAAGCCCGAUGGCAGUUUUAACUACGUCCAGAUCCACGUGAAGACCGACCAAGGCAACAAGACCUUCACGAACGAAGAGGCGAUCGAGCUGGCAGGGACCAACCCUGACUGGCACACGCAGGACCUGUUCAACGCCAUCGAGAGAGGCGAGUACCCAUCGUGGACCUGCUACGUCCAGGUUCUCAGCCCUGAGCAAGCGGAGAAGUUCCGCUGGAACAUCUUCGACCUGACCAAGGUCUGGCCUCAGGGAGAGGUGCCGCUGCGCCGCUUUGGCAAGAUCACUCUGAACAAGAACCCUCAGAACUACUUCGCUGAGAUCGAGCAGGUGGCGUUCUCGCCCUCUCACAUGGUCCCUGGUGUCGAGCCUUCGGCCGACCCGGUCCUGCAGUCUCGUCUCUUCUCGUACCCAGACACCCACCGCCACCGCCUGGGUGUCAACUACCAGCAGAUCCCCGUCAACUGCCCGCUGAAGGCGUUCAACCCCUUCCAGCGUGACGGCGCGAUGAAUGUGAACGGCAACUAUGGCGCGAACCCGAACUACCCGUCCAGCUUCCGACCCCUCACGUACCGCCCGGUCAAGGCAAGCCAGGAGCAUGAGAAAUGGGUCGGCUCGGUUGUUACCGCGCAGCUCCCUGUCACCGACGAGGACUUUGUGCAGCCCAACGCCCUCUGGCACGUGCUUGGUCGCCAGCCUGGCCAGCAGGAGAACUUCGUCAAGAACGUGUCUACUCACCUGUGCAAUGCCCAUGAGAAGGUCCGCAAGAAGACGUACGAGAUGUUCUACCGCAUCAACAAGGACCUGGGUGCUCGGAUCGAGAAGGCUACUGAGGCCCUGGCGAAGGAUACCCCUGCGGCGCGUUUAUACCUCGUUCUUUUAGCAAUUGAAAUGUCUGUUCGACUGAGUCUUAUGAUACCAAUUCCUUUAUUUGUACGCCAUACGGUCUUACCCCGCAAAACCGGUGAGCUAAAUUUAGGCAGAAUUUCUAUUUGCAAUUUGGUGCUACAGCAAGAACCUACUUCGAGUAUAGAUCAACAAACUACUCGUGAUGAUACAUGCUCUUGA
Molecule: messenger RNA, 1704 nt
Organism: Rasamsonia emersonii CBS 393.64
Lineage: Eukaryota; Fungi; Ascomycota; Eurotiomycetes; Eurotiales; Trichocomaceae
Product: Catalase
Exons: 9
Coding region: 1-1704 (567 amino acids)
Biological process (GO): response to hydrogen peroxide; hydrogen peroxide catabolic process
Cellular component (GO): mitochondrion; peroxisome; cytoplasm
Molecular function (GO): catalase activity; heme binding
Source: RefSeq, a predicted model, not a curated record